CUUCCUUUACAGGAUUUUAAUGAAGUCAGCGGAUACAUAGAUCGGUGCUAGCAGCAAUGGCGAGUGUAAACCUAUCAGAUUCUGACAGUGAAGAUGAGAGACCAAUGCUGGGUGGUAAUUCAUUUGUCUCAUCGAAAAAACACAAAAUGGAAGACAUGGGAAUAUUUCAUGCAGAAGGACCUCCUCAGAAAAAAACUAAAAAAGACAAAGGCAGUAGCUACACAGAAAAAGCUAAAAGGAUGAUGGCAUUGAUGGGAUACCAAGCAGGAAAAGGUUUGGGUAAAAAUGAACAGGGUAGAACAGAAAUCGUAGAGGCAUCUAAACAAAAGGGUCGCAGAGGUUUGGGUCUCCAUCUUGCAGCUCUUGAGGCCGAUGAGAAUGCAGAGUGGGACUUUGAGGCAGAAUCUAUAACUAUAGAGGAAACAGCUGACUGGCUCCCACGUUGUGAACAGGCAGUACCCGACAUUGAGACACUGAGAGACUGGAAAGUUAUUGGUCCUAAAAAGCGAACCAUUGAUGAUGAAACAAAGUUUUGUGAUGAAGAUGUUCUGAGAGGUAUUUUGAAUAGCAAGUCUGUGUUUGAUGAACUUGAACCAGAGGAGAUGAGGAGAGCCAGAACCAAGUCCAACCCAUAUGAAACAAUAAGAGGAGUGUUCUUCCAGAACCGGGCAGCUAUGAAGAUGGCAAACAUGGAUGCUGUACUGGAUUUUAUGUUUACAAAACCUGAAACAGUAGACGGGAAAUCUCUGAUCAACCCUGGUGAGCUGCUGUACUUUGCAGACAUCUGUGCAGGACCUGGAGGAUUCAGUGAGUACAUUCUCUGGAGGACUAAAGGGGAUGCUAAAGGCUUUGGAAUGACCCUUAAAGGCGCCUGUGACUUUAAGUUAGAAGAGUUCUUUGCUGGUCCAGCUGAGAUGUUUGAACCUCACUAUGGUGUAGGAGGGAUGGAAGGAGAUGGUGACAUUUUCAACCCAGCUAAUCAGGCAGAAUUCAUCAAGUUUGUACAUGAGAGCACAGAGGGACUAGGCGUCCAUUUUGUCAUGGCAGAUGGAGGUUUUUCAGUGGAGGGACAAGAAAACAUACAGGAAAUUCUGUCAAAGCAGUUGUAUUUAUGUCAGUUCCUAGUGGCAAUAUCAAUCCUUAGAACAGGUGGACACUUUGUGUGUAAGCUGUUUGACCUGUUUACCCCCUUUAGUAUGGGGUUGGUAUAUUUGAUGUAUCGUAUAUUUGACCGUGUGUCAAUCUUUAAACCUGUCACCAGCAGACCAGCCAACUCAGAAAGGUACAUUGUAUGCCGGAACCUGAAAGAGGACCGAGAACCUGUUCGGCAAUACAUGCAUGAGAUCAACCUUGACCUUAACAAGUUGAUGUCAUCCUUGUCAGUGGCGGAUGUUAAUGAGAUUGUACCAGAUUCAGUACUGGAGGAGGAUGCGGAGUUUUUCCAGUACAUGUAUGAAUCCAAUGUGCUACUUGGUAGAGUACAGAUCACAAGCCUGAGGAAGAUACAGACAUUUACACAGAACAGUGAUCUGUAUGAGGGACGUCAAUCAGACAUUCGACGGCAGUGUUUGGAGCGCUGGGAGGUACCUGAUGAAGUCAGAUCAGCUCCGAGUAAAGAGGACCCCUACAGAAAGUUUCAGGAAAUCACACAGGAUGAAGAUGAAGAUUUCUUCGAGCGUUCGGUCACCCACCUAACACAUGAAAGUCUGGCAGCUAUAAAAACACCUUAUGACUACAGAUGUUAUGUGGUUGGAGGACUAGAGAGGAAGCGAUGGUAUAUAUUAGGGCUAGGGAGGUCCCAUGUGUUCAAAUGGGAUGGAAACCCUAAAACUAAAUGGAGGAAGAUGGAAGAAAAUAUGAGAAUUGAGCUUCCUUACAAGACUCUCAUUGAAGUAGAGUUUGUACAGGAGUUAAAAGGGGAGGGUAUGGGGCAGAAGAGACUGAUGACACUUCAUGCACUAGAUGCCUUGUUUCUGUAUGGGAAGGAUGUUAGGAACUUGCACUUCAAUGAGCGAAUGGAAAAGCUGAAGAAAUUUGUGAAGUCCAUCAACAAACCUACAAGGUCAGACCUGGUCCAGAUUGUGGUGCCCAACAUCUUCAGACUAGAACACAUUGAACAGAUAUUUGAAAGAUUAGCCAUGAAGAAGGUGAAGGGCUCGAGUCAGCCCAGACUGUGUUACUCUCCUCCGGACAGACAAGAUGGCCGAAGUUUUCUACCUACAGGUGUCUGCUUUGUCAAGACUUGUAAAGAUCCAUGGACAAUAGCUCUAAGUAGAUCACAAGGAAGGAAAUAUUUCUAUAAUCUUCUCACCAAAGAAUCAAAGUUUGAAAUUCCAAGAGAAAGCAUAGCCUCUGUGAGGGACACCAAGCUGAACACAUGGUGGUGGGUAUGGGAGGAGGGAGUGAAGAUCCAUGACAGCCAGUCGUUUUAUCCACAUGCAGACAAGGUGUCAAAGGAAGAACUUGUCAAUGUCAUCCACGGACUAUUAGAGAGACUAACUGGUCAUCGAUGAUCCAUCCAACGGUCAGAGCUGACAACUGAACAUGAAUGGUAAAACAUUCACUGGACCGUGCUGAAAACUAGCCAGCCCAGUGCUUACAGAUGACCAGCCAUGGGAGCACAUGCAUAAAAUCUGAAAUGAAUACUCAUUUGGGGAGAAACUGUACUCAUUCAUUAGGAACCUGUUAGGUCAGACGAAAUGUGUCAGUGCUACAUGCUGUGAAUAUCAAAUACAUUGGUUUGGUGUAGAAACUUUACUUUUUAUCAGUAAUUUUAUUUUAAAACUUUGAAACAUGAUUAGGUACAUAUUUAGUUCUGUAGGCAGGUUAUUUAUGAUUAUGGAGGUAUUUUAUGAUUAUAUCGGUAUAUGUGUGACCACGGAAGGCAUUAAAUGAUAUUGUCUUCAAUCGGUAGCUCUGUGGCAACAGACUUAGUUAAAAGAUAACAUAACUUUACAUGUGCAGCUGUAGACUUGUCACAAGAUAUCGGUAUAAUGAAGCUCCUCAUGAAGCUGGAUGAAUGUAGCUUUACAUUUAGAUAGUAAAUCAUACAGUGUUAGACAUUACAUGUAUAUGUAGUUCCAUACCAGUAGGAAUACAAACGUUGUUCGGAGGAUGACCAAUGUCCGAUUUUUGUAAUUGUUAGCGGAUAUAGCUUCUUAACUUGUCUUCAGAUAUUAUUAGAUGGCUUAGGAGUGAAUUCCUAAGUUAUGAGGUGAUCACGUAGCUGUAAGACUGCUACAUAGACACAAUUAGGUGGCACCACGGUUGUAACGCUAAGGAUGUCGUUAGGUGGUCCUAAAGCAGAGACUGCAGAGGACAUUGGAAGGCAGCUAUAAUGCUCUGUGUCAAUGUCAUUAGAAACUAGGAGACUGCUGACGUCAUUAUAAUGUGGUCUUACAGCUGCAGAAGUGUUAGCAUCGCUAGAAGGUGGUCCUAAAGCUGUGGGACUGUUGACAUCAUAAGAAGGUAGUCCUAAAGCUGUCAGACUGUUGACAUCGUUAGAAGGUGGUCCUAAAGCUGUAAGACUGUUGACAUCGUUAGAAGGUGGUCCUAAAAUUGUAAGACUGUUGACAUCGUUAGAAUGUGGUCCUAAAACUGUAAGACUAUUGACAUCGUUAGAAGGUGGUCCUAAAACUGUAAGACUGUUGACAUCGUUAGAAGGUGGUCCUAAAAUUGUAAGACUGUUGACAUCGUUAGAAGGUGGUCCUGAAGAUGAGGGACUGUUGACAUCAUUUGAAGUUGGUCCUAAAGAUGAAGGAAUACUUACAUCGGUAGAAGCAGGUUCUGAAUUGGAGACUGCAGACAACGUUGAUAGUCCUCUAACCGUUGAACUGCUAUGAUUGUUAGAAGAUGGUCCUAAAUCUGAGACUGCAGAUGUUGUUAGAUUGCCCUAAAGUUUUGGGACAGUAGACGGAUUUCGAUUGUCCUUAAGUCAUCGUCGUUUAAAGUUUAUCCUAAAGCUGUCAGACUGUUGACACAAGUCUCAAUGAACAAUUUCAUAAACUACGACAAAUCUCAAUGAACAAUUUCUAUCCUAAGUAAAUCGUUCACAUUCUCGCCAACCGGGUAUUUUGUUUCUACAGAUUCAGCGCACCUGUCAACAACAUUAUAAUUCAUACUCAAGAUUGGUUAAAUGAGGGUGAAUUAAAAACGAACAAAAGACCAAAGCAUCACAUGUUACGGAAGGUAAAGCGUCUUCUGCUUCAUUGACGUUGUGUUGAGAUUCUAAAGCUGUGAGACUAUGGACGACAUUAGAAAGCUACCCUAAAGCUAGGAGACUGUUCGUGACAUUAGAAUGUGGUCCUGAAUCUGUGAGACUUCGGACGUCAUUAAAAAGUUAUCCUGAAGCUUUUGAAUUGUGACUGUGGUCAGGUAACUUUGUAGUUGAGAUUGCGAACGUUUUAAGAAGGCAUCCUAAAGCUGUGAAACUGUGAACGAUAUCAGAAUGUGUCCUGAUUCUGUGAGACUACCGACGUAAUUAAAAUGUGAUCCUAAAGCGUUGAGACUGCAGAUAUUGUUAGAAGGCAGUCCUAAAGUUAUGAGAAUGCGGAUGUGGUUACAGAUACCAAAUAUAGCUUCCUAGUUGUGUAAGUUUGCAAAUAAUUUUAGAUGACCCAUAGUUGUGAGAAUGUGGUCUUGUUUUUGACUGAAAAAUAGAUGUCUAAGAAGAGAGGAAAUAAUAUGAGUGCGUGUGGAUAUCAGAAAAAAUAAAGCAACAAUUGAAAUAUGAUCUCCUUUAAUACAUUUAGCUUGAGUUUUAAAAUAAAUGAAAUGUUAAAUUCUU
Molecule: messenger RNA, 4786 nt
Organism: Ylistrum balloti
Lineage: Eukaryota; Metazoa; Mollusca; Bivalvia; Pectinida; Pectinidae
Product: cap-specific mRNA (nucleoside-2'-O-)-methyltransferase 1-like
Exons: 22
Coding region: 57-2513 (818 amino acids)
Biological process (GO): 7-methylguanosine mRNA capping
Cellular component (GO): cytoplasm; nucleus
Molecular function (GO): methyltransferase cap1 activity; protein binding; nucleic acid binding
Source: RefSeq, a predicted model, not a curated record